GAGCGGCGUAUGAGAGAAGAUCAGGAAAGGGUUGCCAGGGAAGCAGAGAUGAAACGAAUCGAGGAUGAGGCUAAGAAGGAGGCGGAAAAGGAGGCUAGGCUAGCCAAAAUGAUGGAUGAGAAAAUGAAGGAAAUUGAAAAGAAAAGAGAGGAGGAUAAUAGGAAAUUGUGGGAAAGAGUCGGUUUGAAAAAGGGUUCAGAAAUUGCUGAGAACGACAAGGCAGUCGGUAAUGGUGACAAUGCCAAGAAGAGAAGCCAGGAAGAUGUAGCCGGUGCUGCUGCCGGGCAGCCAUCAAUGCCAAGACAGCGUGUUAAUGAGGUAGGGGCGUUGGAUGCAGGACUGUUGCUCAUGAACCUGGACAAUGUGCAGCGUACGCAGGUGCAGCAGGGCCAAAUGUUUGAACGCGCACAGAAUCAGCAGAACCUGAUGUUUGAGCGCGUCAUUGAGCUCAUCGAAAAGAUCGAGGCAUCACACAGAGGCGCUUCCUUGUCUGCGGCUAUUCCUAAUGUUGGUCCGGCUUCCGGAGCUGCGGUUCCUCCUGCUGAAGCACCGUCAGCCGAAGCCGCCAUGACGGGUAGUUCUAAAGAUCCGCCGCAAGUCCGGAAUGUUCACACGACGCAUCUUGUAGCUCCUCGGCCGACUGCUCCUUCCCAACCUCAGCACUCGGAUGUUGCGAUCCCUCCUCCUCCUCCUCCGCAUGUUCCUCCUCCUCCUCCUCCUCCCCCUGUCCCACAAGUCGGUCCUUCUUCACCUCCUGUCCCACAGUUUCCACCACGUGUGCCUCGACCAUCUUAUUCCCCACCUGCCCCUCCAGCUCCUUCCAAUAGAAGAGCUCCAGGUGUCGUGAUUAGAGAUCAGGCUCCAAGGACCGCCAAUCGCCCUGUCACUCGUAGCAUGGCACCCAAUGUCGCACAACAUGGUCAAGGCGACGCUGGACCCUCCACAGUUCAAGUCGACACUCCCAACGGUAGAUCAACAGGGAGACUAGCCGAGGUUUUCGCUGCAGUAGCAGGGACAGCAAGACGCAUAUCCGACAGUUUUUCCUCAAUGGGUGCAUCACCAGGGCUGGGUUUUGACCGCUUAAGGGAAGGGAUUAAAGCUAUUGUCGCAAAUCAUGGUGCAGGGGGGAGGAGGCAGUAUCGGGAAGAGAUGGAGAAAUUCAUGAUCGGUAAAUAUAAGAAUGAGCUUGUGGAGCUAUGCAAUAAAGAUGAAAUCAAAUAUCAUAAUAAGAAACAAGCUGUUGUCGAUCUCACAGCUAUUCGAGUAAAGGAAGCAUACGGAGAGGAAGAUGAGGAGGAGGAUCACGACAACGACACGACAGAGGAAACUCAAGAGGAGAACCCUUCUUGAGUCCUACCGCAAACCCCGUUGGCUAUGGCAACAAGUGUCCAAUCUUUGCGAGGUAAGGACUAGCAGGGAAGUGAAAGGUAAGGAAAGACGGUGGUUAGAACAAAAGCUGAGAUUUUUUAUUCUGCUACUAGUCCUGGCAGGACAGAUCGCAUGGGGUUUGAAGUUCGUUGACCAGUGGGUCGAGUCUAUUCGGGGGGGUUAUGAUAUUUGCGAAGGUGAAGGUUGAUGCGUUUACGUACUUCUCUCACCGUGGCUUAAGGCUACCUAUAUCGGGAGUACUACUAGGGGUAUAUAUGAUAGGUGGGAUGAGCAUGUGGGGUCUGCGAAUCGAUUCUCAACCAGACGAAAUCAUAAGUUGAGAAGAUGGUUGGGUGCUAAGGGAUGGGAUAAAUAUGUGGCUAUUCC
This is a messenger RNA of Chara braunii, 1755 nucleotides long. The record is from the annotation of a GenBank genome assembly. NCBI's taxonomy places the organism in Eukaryota, Viridiplantae, Streptophyta, Charophyceae, Charales, Characeae.